Porites lobata is the source of this 1373-nucleotide messenger RNA. The record is from the annotation of a GenBank genome assembly. NCBI's taxonomy places the organism in Eukaryota, Metazoa, Cnidaria, Anthozoa, Scleractinia, Poritidae.
AUGCACAGAAAGCUGGCCCAAAGAAUUAAUGUAAAAAUUGAGGAAACACAAGGACUUGACAUGUGUACAGUGUCAGUGCACAAUAUGCUGCACAUCCAUGAAGAUAUAAUUAACUUUUCCGCAACAGAUAACUAUUGGUGCGCUGUUUUCGAAAGGGCUGUUAAAGACUACAUCAAAAGGUCCAACAAUUGUAGUUGAAAAGUCUGGAAGAAGAAGAUGAUAGUCAACUACAAGAAAGUAAUACAAGUCAGGUGAGGUGACUUAAUGUACAGCAAUAAAAUUCAGUGAGUGUGAUCACAAAGUUUGAGUUAAGAUAAUUAUUUAAUACUUUUAAUCAAUCAAAAUAAGAAUAAUGAUUGUAGUAAUAAUUUGCUUAGACGUGCUGAAUCCAUUAAUAAUCCAGACAGAGCACUUUGCAAAUUGAUUGUAAGAUACAUGUACUUGGUACAUUUUUACAGGUAAAAGUGAUGACCAGCAAAAAUAUAUAUUCAUUUCAUGUGGUUUUGCCAAUCAGCUAGUUUUGUGAGGCAAGUGAAUUAAGCCCCCAAGGCACUGAGGAGAGGGAGUUACUCUUGAAGCAUCAGAUCAGAACAGGGGCAUAGCUACCUAACAGUAACACACAUGCACCUGGACAUAUCGAAGAUAACAUGGGAAAUUCAACAAGCUUGUCAGCUUAAUUCAUGAUAAUUAUGUGGUCAAAACACCUCAUUAAACAACAAAGAUUAUUAUUACUACCGGUACAUCUAGUUGUCAUUUCAUACCAAGUAAGAACCUUAUUUGCUUGCCACCUAACCUCACCAUAUAGCUAGAAUUAAUAAUGGCAGCUGAAAAAUAUUUGGGGCUUGAAGGGAGAAGAAGGGAAGAUCUGAAAAAUCCAGGCUACACUAUGUGUAUAGAAUGUACAACUAUAUCAAAAUUGCAACUGAAGAUUUUCUGCUUAGAUUGCCAGUACUGUUACUAUUUCUAAUUUUAAGGUUUUAUUGUUUUUCGUAAGGGGACCUUUAGGUGUCAAAUUUAAUUUGAAUCUCUUCUACUGAUAGGGUGUCGUGCGCUCUGUGGAGAUGGCUAGAGCAAUAUGCCGCAAGGAUGGACAGCAUUCCCUGUUACUUGGUUCAUCAAAGAGAGUUUGUCAGUUGACCAGAGACGAUCACAUCAAGAUUGCAGCUGCUCUGUCACUUUCUCCAACUGAAAUAUCAGCUGUUCCCACAAUAACAAAGAAAUGUUUUUUGAUCAAUGUGAAGGUGUGGUGCUAUCAAGCAAGGAUAGUAUCAUUGUCACUUUUGAAGGCAGUGAAGAAGUGGUAUCUGUUCACCAUUUUUUGUCUGUUAGACAUGAGGGAGGAAAUUGUCUGUUGCUUGGGGAGGGCAGUGUAA